Molecule: messenger RNA, 1308 nt
Organism: Anopheles cruzii
Lineage: Eukaryota; Metazoa; Arthropoda; Insecta; Diptera; Culicidae
Gene: Smyd5
Product: histone-lysine N-trimethyltransferase SMYD5
Exons: 2
Coding region: 32-1207 (391 amino acids)
Molecular function (GO): protein binding
Source: RefSeq, a predicted model, not a curated record
CGCGUGAAACUAGUGUUCCGUACGUUCAACAAUGCAAAAAGUGACCAUUAAAUCGUCGAAAGAGAAGGGCCGUGGAUUGUACACGACGGAAUCCAUUCCGGAUGGGUCCAUUAUCUUUGAAGAAGACCCUCUCGUAUCGUGCCAGUACUCGUGGAACGCGGCUUAUGGCUACUUGGCGUGCGAUCAUUGUCUCUAUCCACUGGAAACGGCCGAAAGAAAUGCGCAACGCUUGGCAAAUGAUCCGAGCAUUGUGUUGCCGAUGCCGGAAUGUUGCCCGGUGGAAGCGACGCUGGGAAAUCAAACCAAGUGCGAUCGGUGCGGAAUCAUGUACUGCAAUUCGGAGUGUCUGAAUAAGGCCAUGCAGCAAUAUCAUUCCGCAAUAUGCCUUGGACCGGAGACCAACAAUGAACAGCAUCCGAUGAAUUUAUUGGUGGAUUUUUGGAAGAAAAUGCACUACCCGCCGGAAACCUGCGGUAUUAUGCUGUUUGUUAAGAUAGCUGGCAUGAUUCUGCAGUCCAGCAAUCCGGAAGAAAUUCGACGACAGUUGCAAGACUUUGUUCACGAAUCGGUGAAUGAAGAUCUUCGUAUUUUCCACAAGAUGCUGGGCGAGAAAUUCGUGCAGCAGAUUGAGCGAUUGUACGAACUGUUCGCCGAUGCGUUCAAUCUGCAGUCGAACGAACGACUUAGCUGGCUAUCGUUGAGUGCAUUUAAAAGUCUUAUCGCUCUCGUGGGGACGAAUGGCCAAGGUAUCGGGACGAGUUCAAUUGGUGAUUGGGUAAAAAACGUAUCGGAACACGAAAUGACAUCGCCGGCAAAGCCGUUGGUUAACGAAUUCAUCGAUGAGUUGUACGUAAAGAUGGACGAGGCGGUAGGUACCUUCUUGAACAACGAAGGUUCGGCUCUUUACCCAACGCAGAGCAAAAUCAAUCAUAGCUGCGCACCAAAUGCCGAAAUAGUGUUUCCCAAAUCCAACCACAGGCUAGCGCUCAGAGCUACCAGAGAUUUGGCUCCGGGAAAGGAAGUACUUAUCUCCUAUUUAGAUGAGUGUAAUCUGCAACGUUCUCGCCAUUCACGGCAGAAACACCUACGUGAAUACUAUCUUUUCGAAUGCCAGUGCGAGAAAUGUGAAAAACAAGUCGAAGAUCCCGACGAGACUUCAGAAGACGAGGAUGAAGACGAUGACGACGCGAUGGAGGAUUCGGAUUAAACUUGUUACAUUUGUUUAUUUUUGAAUAAACAUUUGAUUGAAUAUUUUCACGCAUGCGGUAUUUCAUGAAACGGCUGACCUCAAGCACUCUCUGCCGCCGG